Messenger RNA from Apodemus sylvaticus (European woodmouse), 535 nucleotides. RefSeq names its product high mobility group protein B1-like. NCBI's taxonomy places the organism in Eukaryota, Metazoa, Chordata, Mammalia, Rodentia, Muridae. Bases 56 to 535 code for a protein of 159 amino acids. The transcript has a single exon. Gene Ontology annotation, biological process: regulation of transcription by RNA polymerase II. The record is from RefSeq and is a predicted model, not a curated record. Gene Ontology annotation, molecular function: DNA binding, bending.
UUUCUAGCCCCCCACUCCCCGAAAGUCCCAUAAGCCCCCUUCAUAUGCAUUCUUUAUGCAAACCUGCCGGGAGGGGCACAAGAAGAAGCAACCAGAUGCUUCUGUCAGCUUCUCGGAGUUCUCCAAGAAGCGCUCAGAGAGGUGGAAGAUCAUGUCUGCUAAAGAAAAGGGGAAAUUUGAAGAUAUAGCAAAGGUUGACAAAGCUCAUUAUGAAAGAGUUAUAAAAACCUACAUCCCCCCCAAAGGGGAGACCAAAAAGAAGUUCAAGGACCCCAAUGCACCCAAGGGGCCUUCUUCGGCCUUCUUCUCGUUCUGUUCUGAGCACUGCCCCAAAAUCAAAGACGAGCAUCCAGGCUUAUCCAUUGGUGAUGAUACAAAGAAACUAGGAGAGAUGUGGAACAACACUGCAGCAGAUGACAAGCGGCCCUACGAGAAGAAGGCUGCUAAGCUGAAGGAGAAGGGUAAAAAGGAUAUUACUGCCUACAGAGCUAAAAGAAAAACUGAUGCAGCACAAAAGGGGGGUAGCCAAGGCUGA